Synchytrium microbalum is the source of this 2145-nucleotide messenger RNA. RefSeq lists its product as uncharacterized. Gene Ontology annotation, biological process: long-chain fatty acid metabolic process. The record is from RefSeq and is a predicted model, not a curated record. Lineage: Eukaryota; Fungi; Chytridiomycota; Chytridiomycetes; Synchytriales; Synchytriaceae. Gene Ontology annotation, cellular component: membrane; endoplasmic reticulum. Gene Ontology annotation, molecular function: long-chain fatty acid-CoA ligase activity. The transcript is spliced from 14 exons. The coding region runs from base 1 to 2145 and encodes 714 amino acids.
AUGCCAACAGAAGCGGAGAAAAUCUAUGCCUCAGGCCUUCGCAUGUUCAGCGACAAGGACCUGCAAGACCACAUGAAAAACACCAAAGGAGUUCUCGGAAAACCCGUAAAAGGCACCGAAAAACCAGGAAGCACAGCAUCCUACCGCUCUGCAAUGUGUCCCGACCUUGUUGACGGUUGGACGGACGCUGGCAUCCACUCCAUUGCACAAAUCUUUGACGAGGCAUUGAAAAUGAUGGGGCCUGAUCAACCAUUCUUGCACCAUCGUGAGAAAUUGGUCGACCUUAAUGGCAAAGUUACGUGGGGCCCGUAUGUCGCGCAGACUCGUGGGGCUGUUAAUGAAAGGAGAUUGAAUUUUGGGAGUGGGCUUUGUCAAUUGAAGAUGGAGUUGUGUGGGGGCAAGGAGGAGGAUAAGUGGCAUUUUUCGAUAUUUGCUAAUAAUCGACCUGAAUGGUUUAUUGCUGAUCACGGUGCUAUAUGCUAUGGCCUUGUUUCUGCUGCUCUAUUCGACUCUCUGGGUCCUGAAUCUGUCUCCUACAUCAUAAACCACUCUGACUCGCAUGGCCUCAUUACCACUAUCGACCGUAUCCCAUCGGCUCUGUCAAUAGCUCACGAAUGUCCCAACAUGAAGUGGAUUAUCUCCAUGGACGAGCUCUUCACCACCGAAGGCAAAGAUCUAGUUCAGAAAGCUGCAGCCGUAGGAGUCAAGCUUGUUUCCUUCUUGGAGGUGGAACAGCUUGGGAAACUUCACCGUAGACCGGUUCGGUAUGCUGGGGAUGAUGAUAUGUAUACGCUCUGUUACACUUCUGGAACAACUGGCCAACCCAAAGGAGGAAUCAUCACGCACAGAAACAUGCUCGCUACUGGUCGAGCGAUUCAGUAUCAAGGAAGUGGACAUUACCAGAGUGAUUUCCACUUGUCGUACUUGCCUUAUGCACACGCUAUGGAGCGUUUCAUUCUCGUAGAAGUGUUGCGAUCUGGAGCACCCGUUGCAUUUGGACGUGGUGAUCCGGCUCUGAUUAUGGAAGAUAUGCAGACAUGGAAACCAACAUAUGUCGCUUCAGUGCCUCGUAUCUGGAACAGACUGUAUGCUGCCAUCACUACACGCGUCCUGUCAACAGGAGGCGAGAAAGGAUUAGAUGCCUUCCGAAAGGCUGUUGCUGAAAAGGCAGCUUGGACCAAGAAGACAAGCUCUGUGACACACCCAAAACUCGACAAGCUCUUCUUUGAUGCUUUCAAGCCAUUGUUGGGUGGACGAGUUCGCCACGCUAUGAGUGGAUCAGCUCCCAUCGCACCUGACGUCCUAGACACCCUACGAGCAUGUUUCAGCAUGACGUUCGGAGAAGGGUAUGGACAGACCGAGUCUGGAGGUGCUAUUUCAGUGCAGUACAGAUUCGAGUUUGAUGCUGCUUACAAAGUCGGUGUUCCGCUUGUAUGCAAUGAGUAUAAGCUUGUAUCAGUGCCUGAGAUGGGAUAUCUUGUAACUGAUAAGCCAUACCCACGCGGUGAAGUAUGUUUCAGAGGUCCCAAUGCUACACCUGGGUACUACAAGGAUGCGAAGAAGACUGCGGAUUUGAUUGAUAAAGAAGGAUGGUUGCAUACUGGAGAUGUUGGAGAAAUCGAUGAGUUUGGACGCUUACGUAUUCUGGAUCGAACCAAGCAUAUCUUCAAGCUUGCGCAAGGAGAGUACGUUGCUCCAGAAAAGUUGGAAAACAUUUUCCAGAACUCGGCAUACAUUGCUCAAAUCUACGUUCACGGUGACUCUGUACGAUCCGAACUAGUAGCGGUCGUCAUUCCAGAACCAGAACCAGUUCUCCUACGCGCCAUCGAACUUGGCUUGAUUCCAAAAGAUGUAACUAUUCCAGCUCUUGGCGUCGUGACGCCUGAACUUGAAAAGGUCUGCAAAGACACCAAGAUUAUGGAAGUCAUUUUGAAGGAUAUUGAGAAAUUGGGUCGUGAUAGGAAAGUCAUGGGAUACGAGUUACCCAAAGCCAUAUGCCUGAAACCUGAAAUCAUGACCAUUCAGAAUGGUUUGCUUACUCCUACCAACAAGGUUAAGAGGGAAACUGUUGCCAAGGAAUACCGUCCACUCAUUGAUAUGCUCUACUCUAAGGUCGAUGCUUCUAGAUCGCCUGCCAAAUUGUAG